AUGGCCCGAAUCCUGUCUUUUCUCUCCUUAAUCCUCGCCAUUAUUCUUUCUCCUACUUCCUCUAUCAAGCUGCCCAUAUAUGGUGUUUGGAAAGGUUCCCCAGUCCGUUUCUUUGCACCCCGAGGCUACUCAAAGCAAGCCGUUGUCUCCGCCCUACUCACCAUCCAAGACGGCAAUGAAUACUACAUCAGUCCCACUCCUACACCCCUGCCUUCCCGGAACAUAUUUGUCAACCUUGAAAUGAAGGCGCCCGACCUCGACGACAUCCGUAUCGUUUACUGGAUCGACCGCAACUUCACUGCCCCCCUUGUUACGGAUAGUUUUCUCCUCGCAAACCUCAGUCCGGGCUUCCACGAGAUCCCCGCGGCGAUAGAGAGCCCCCACCACGUACCAGCCCUCGACAUGAUCUCGGACGGUUUCAUUGCGAUGAAUCAGGGCAAAUUCGCAGUCUACGAAGAGCCUGAAAGCGCAGAAGACGUUGUUGAAGUGCUGCAUUCCUUCUUCGACCCGGCUGUCGAGGCGUUGGCGGACGUCUGGGUCUGGGGAGAGCGAGGAAGCAAAAACGGCCUACAUGUUGUAAAAGUUCGUAUGAACCAAGGGUAUUUCGGAACGCUCGCCAAGUACAAUGGGCGGGACCAGGAUGGGGGCAUAAUUGUCAAGUAUCAUGACCAUUGGGAGGCGCUUUUCAUGGCGUUUCCUCAGCAGGCAAGCGUCACAAAUGAGGCGGGUGAGCCCAACGGCCCGCUGCUCGGCAUUGUCGCGGGGAAUAGAAACUGA
Molecule: messenger RNA, 777 nt
Organism: Colletotrichum truncatum
Lineage: Eukaryota; Fungi; Ascomycota; Sordariomycetes; Glomerellales; Glomerellaceae
Source: RefSeq, a predicted model, not a curated record